Molecule: messenger RNA, 6058 nt
Organism: Ahaetulla prasina
Lineage: Eukaryota; Metazoa; Chordata; Lepidosauria; Squamata; Colubridae
Gene: AHI1
Product: Abelson helper integration site 1
Exons: 25
Coding region: 1349-4999 (1216 amino acids)
Biological process (GO): motile cilium assembly
Cellular component (GO): ciliary basal body
Molecular function (GO): protein binding
Source: RefSeq, a predicted model, not a curated record
GAUCCCGGCGCCUGCGCUGGCGGAGCCAUUUCGUUUCCUUCCCUUAAAAACAAACCCGAGAUCAGUGAUCUCGGCUGUUUGGUCCGUAAGUCAGGACAGUAGAUCUAAAUCGACCCACCCAUCCCGCGUUGCCCAGCUUGCAAAAGCCUGGCAGAGUGGGAUCGCGGCCGAGAGUCAGUCGGUGGGUGGGUGGGUGGGUCCAAAAAAAUCUGCUUUCUGGCUGGCUUGCUUGGUCCCGGUGCGGUCGGAUCCCGCGGAGGGCUGGAUCCCGAGUCUGAAAAUGGUCACGGUUAUAGAAUAGAAUAGAAUAGAAUAGAAGGGUGCAGAAGCCUUUUGGAAAGGCGGAAAGCCGGUGAAAGCGGAGAUCUCACCGAAUGUUCAACCGGGUGAAUUGCAACCUCUCUUUGUGAUGAUGCCGGUUGGUGGUUGUUAAGGGCUUAACGCUUGCACCGCCCCAGGCGCGGAAUCCUUGGACGUCAGUGUGUAAUCCGAACGUGGGAAACACGUGGCCUUCCAGGUGUUAACUCAGCCCCCGCAUCCGAUGUCGGCUGACUUCUUGUAGUUAAGAGUUUAGUAGCAUCUGGAAGGAUCAGGUGCCUUGGAGGGACCACCCGAGCAUCUCUUCCUCUCGUCCCUUGUUGCUCGAGGGAGUUCUGAAACAAUCCUCAGGACCUCCGAUUGACAAGACGAUGUUUUAACGUUUUGCUCUUGCAAUAGGCGUUGUAUUUAAUUGGUUAUGCGUUUACAAACAUUAAUAUAUUAUAUCUUGUUAUAUUAUUGCUUUUGGAAAUCAGAUUUGAUUUGGUGAACCAGUGAAAUAAAGUACACGAAGCAGCUUCAACAGAAUGCUGUUGUCAUGAUAUAGUUUUUUAAAUCAAAUUAGAUUUCUAUGUCAGAAGUUUUAAGAUUUCAAGACAACAAAGUAUUCCCUCCAAUUUUAUUCCCUCAACAAUUCUGAGAAUAUUGUAGGAUGGGCUGGGAGAUAAUAGCAGCCAAGAGAGAGCUAGGCUGAAGAUGAACUUGAAUCGUAGUCUUCCUGUCUUAGUCUAACUAAUACAACCAUUGACUUUAUAGUGAAUAAGCCUAAAACACGUUUUGGAAUUAUUUUGUUUAUUGCUUAGACACAGCUGUCAUUAACAGUAACACAUAUUUUGUUUUUACAUACAGGAUGAAGAACUUGGAGAAAGAAAAGUUUAAUAGUUUCAUAUUUGAGAGAUGUGAAAAUGCCAGCAGUUGAGAGCGAAGCCAAAGCGAAAACUAAGGUUCGUUUUGAAGAAAUAUUCAGGAAUCAUGCUGGUCUAAUUGAGAAAAGAAAAGUUUAAUAGUUUCAUAUUUGAGAGAUGUGAAAAUGCCAGCAGUUGAGAGCGAAGCCAAAGCGAAAACUAAGGUUCGUUUUGAAGAAAUAUUCAGGAAUCAUGCUGGUCUAAUUGAGAAAAAGAAAAUUAAAAAGAAACAGUUAAAUGUCCCAGAGAAUAUUGUGCUGGAGACAUUAAAAAAUCAUCUGACCAAAGGAAGCGAAAACGAGCCCAUUAUCAACAGCACAUAUAACCCUGAGGAAAGAAGUCCACAGAUCCCAAAACGUACGUUGAGAGAUAAAGCAUCAAUUGAAGAAAAAACAAAUGAUGUUAGCGGAGAGGAAAGCAAGCAAGUUGGGCUUAAGAAGAAGAAAAAGGCAGCCCUACAGAAACAACUUAAUGAGGAAGAAACGAUAUCUGAAACGAAGUUACACUGUUCUGAAAAACAGAUUCAAGUUUUUACAAAGAAAAAAGCAGACAGCGUUUUGCAGGCAGAUGCAGUUCAUUGGAAAGGUGACACCAACAUGAAAGUUGCCUUGAGUGGACUACGAGACAGAUCUGAAUUAGAUGAGGAAGAAGAACAGUUAAUUCAAGCCUAUGAACAGCAAGUGGCUGAGGAGGAAGCAAGUGCAAUUAAGAAAAAAAUAAAAAAGAAACUUAAAGAACAGAUGUCUGAAUUCAUUCCCAGCGCUCAAAGCCAUGAAACAGUAUUGAACAAUGAAGUGAGAAAAAAGAAGAAAAAGAAAAAAGAAGUACCGGUUUCUUCUGAAUCUCAAACAAGUGCAAUGUUCCUGACUGAAUUACAACAUGAGCCAGAGGAAGAAAAUACCAGGAAAAAGAGAUCUUUGGAAAGACCAUUUGUAUCCAAAUCUAAAGAAGGUGAUCUGUUAAUAGAGCAGGAAACGAAAGGCAAAAAAGCAAAAAGAAAAUCCCCAAAAGCUCUAGAAGAAGAUACUGAAAACAUGACAGAAAAUGCCUUACACGUGACUUCUGGGAAUCUUUCACCGGAAUCAAAACCUGGUUUUGAUGAUAACCUUGUUUUAGGGGUUUACAUCCAUCGAACUGAUCGACUUAAAACUGAUUUUAUGGUAUCCCAUCCAAUGGUUAAGGUUCAUGUAAUUGAUGAGAAAACUGGUUUAUAUGUGAAGAAAGAGAAUAGCAAUCGACAAGUUUCAUCCUUCUAUGAACAAGAGAAAGUGGGGCAUAUUCUUCCUAUUAUGACCCAGCCUUACGAUUUCAGACAGUUUAAAUCAACACUACCAGAAUGGGAGGAGCAAAUACUAUUCAAUGAACGUUUUAACUAUUUUCUCCAAGAUGCUGAAGGGAGCCCCAAAGUAAUUCUGUUUUUUGAGAUCCUUGAUUUUUUGAGCAUGAAUGAUGCAAAGGCCAACUUUGAUAUUCAAGCUCAGGAAAGCGGCUUUCGGAAAAUCUGUUGGGCAUUUCUAAAGCUUGUUGGUGCAAAUGGAGUUCUGAAUGUUGGUGGAAAAGUACGGCUUCAGUUGUAUUCUCCUCCUUCAAGGACCAGGUCACAACUUCACGUGGUGGAAGUUUAUGACUGGUGGGCAAAGUGUCCUAGAAACAAUUACCCUUCAACAUUGUAUGUGACUGUAAAAGGCAUUAAACUUCCCGAUCACGUAAACCCUUCUUUGCGAUCUAUGAUGGCUAUUCAGCAAGAAUAUCAUAGCACAUCGUUCUUGGAUCUACAAAAUGAUAUAUCCAAAACAAUAUUGAAUUCUGGAACUCAAGUGAAAAAGGAAGAACCAUUUAAGUGGUCAAAACUUCCUGGACAGGUGUGUCGAUUGCCAAACAAGUACCUUUUUUCCUUGAAAGCAGGAGAUAUGGGAUGUUUCUGUAUUCGUUUCUCUGAAGAUGGACGGACAUUAGCAGCAGGUUGCGCAGGAAGAGAUGGUUAUCCCGUUGUUUUGUAUGAGAUUCCUUCAGGGUGCUACCUAAGGGAGUUCUAUGGACAUCUGAACAUUGUGUAUGAUCUUUGUUGGUCAAAGGAUAAUCAGCAUCUUCUUACUGCUUCCUCAGAUGGCACUGCAAGAAUGUGGAAAAUUGAAGCCCAGGCUACAUCCGCCACCAAAGUUUUCCCACAUCCUUCAUUUGUCUAUGCUGCAAAAUUCCACCCAGUAGCUGAGUACCUCGUUGUAACUGGAUGUUACGAUUCUGUGAUUAGAGUCUGGAAUGCAAAAGUAAAGGAGAUUCACGGGCAGCUUUUACAAGAAUUUGAUGGUCACAAAAGUUAUAUCAAUACUUUGUGUUUUAAUGCUGAAGGAUUUCACAUGUUUUCUGGAGAUGGCACAGGGUUAAUAAUUAUCUGGAAUACUUUUGUUAAAGAAAAUUCUCAAUCACCAAUUCAGCACUGGGGCAUUGAUAAGGAAAUAAAUGAUGGUAACAUUAAAGGAACAGCAAUAAAUUAUUUGGAGGUACAUCCAAAUGGAAGGCGUUUACUUAUCCACACCAAGGAUAGUACUGUAAGACUUAUGGAUCUUCGAAUCUUAGCUACUAAGAAAUAUAUUGGUGCUACAAACUAUCGAGAAAAAAUUCAUAGCACUUUAACACCAUGUGGAACAUUCCUCUUAUCUGGAAGUGAAGAUGGUGUAGCCUAUGUUUGGAAUUUAGAAACAGGUGAUCAAGUAGCUAUGUAUUCUGAUCUUUCUUUCACUUCCCCGCUUCGUGAUGUUGCUUUCCAUCCGCUUGAACAUAUGGUGGCAUUUUGUGCCUUUGGUCAAAACCAGCCAAUCCUUGUAUACAUUUAUGAUUACAAAGUGGCCAAGCAGGGGAUUGAGGCAGUAAAGGAAUUGAGUGGAUCCCAACUAACCAAGUCCCCCAGAAGCCCACAGACUCUCAGCAUGUCUGCCAGUGUUCCUGCCCAGAAGAAUCUGAUGAUAUCAUCAGCUGACCAGUUUGCAAAUGUUGCAAGAAUAUCAAUGAGGAUGCAAAAGGUCAAGCAAAAGCUGGAUUCUGUUAUGGCCAGUUCCAGUCCAAUGCUUCCUAGUCAAUCUCUGCUACCACCACACUCCAGAUUAAGACUGACAAACAAUCUAGGCAGCUUCAUCCCAAUAGGAAAUGCUUUCAGCCAAACACCAUCAACCGGACUACACUUGAGCACUAAUUUUACAGCUUCAUCAUAUGCCAGAGGAGAUGCUAAUUCAAUCUCUGCCCAGGAAACAGUAGUGGCUCUUUAUGACUACACAGCACAUCGAUCAGAUGAGCUAACCAUCCACUGCAAUGACAUUAUCCAAGUGUUGUACAAAGAUAAUGAUAACUGGUGGUUUGGCAGUCUGGCGAAUGGACAACAAGGCUAUUUUCCAGCCAAUUAUGUGGUUGGAGAAACACAAUAUGAACAACAGCAGUCUAAAAUAUUAGCAGAAGAAUCUACUCUUCCAUCCAAAGAAUUUAUAAAAGUAACAUCACCAGCAGUGCCUGAGAUGUUAGCAGAUGCCAGCAAGUUGGGAGACCAAAGAUUUAUUUCAGUGAAUGACACAGACUACCUGGCUGAACAAAUUACAUGUGGGCAAAGACAGAAGGGCAUGGAUACAGAGGAACAAGAAUAUAAGGCAAAUGAUCACAUCCCAUUCAAUGAUGUCGAGGAUGAGCCUAAGAAAAACAGGAAGAAAAGAAAGAAAGGGAUGGCGAAAACUACUAGUAGAAAGGGAACCUCUGAUGAUAGCUUCCAGCUGAACUAUCCAGAAGCAUAGUGUCCAUCAUGUUUGUGGCUGUGAGUUUCAUGGCUUAAAAGUACAUGGAAAAUAAUGGAAUGAUUGCUUAUUUUGAAAUAAUGAUCUCAUGUAUUUGAAAUAUAUAUAUAUAUAGACUAACUCUAAACUAAUUUAGAUUUAUCAUGAUGUGGGGAGGCCAAACAACUAAGGGGAAAAAUAUGUUCUGAAAGUUCCAGUGAAACUCAACAUGAGUUAAAAUUUUAACAGUGAUAGGGUUUAGACCAAUUUGGAUAUACCUCGCUGUCUGAAAUUAAUGAAAUAUCCAGAAUUUUAUUAAAGCUCUUCAGGUGACUGAAACAAAGCAGUCCAGUUUUCUAAAAGUGGAAUACCAUUAUGGGUAAAGACAUGAGCUUAAAGUUUCUUUUAAUCUACAAAGAAAAACCAACUAGCUUAAUUGUGAUAGAAACAUUCUAUUCUAGAAAGUCUUAAAGAAUGCAAUAUUAAAUACUUGUAUCUGAUUGUGAUGAAAGAGUUUAAACUUAAAGGUUAUCAGUUCAGUGUGAUUUUAUUAUUCCUGCUAUACACUUACAUAAGAUUAGCCACUGCAACAUACUGAAGUGGUUUGAAGAGAACGAAUUGCAAGAAAACUAUAUUGUAAAAAGGAGUGUGUAUCUCCACCAAGAGUUGGAAGCUUUUUGUAUGUUAACUUUUAAAUAAAAAGGUGAUAUAUAUUUUGAUAUAUAUUUUUAAUGUGAAUGAAUUUACAAAAUUCAUUUUAUAAAUUUGUAAAGGCAAUUUUUUUCUGCUUUUAAAGCAUGGUUGCCCAUUUUUUCCUACUGUUUAGAAAAAUAAUGUGACAUCUGUAUAUGAGUGAGAUAUGUUUUUAGGCAGCACAUGUUUAUGUUCAGGUGUAACUGUUUUCAAAUUAAAAAGCAUUAAGUUGUGAAUGGUUUAUCAUUGAGGAUUUCCGGUAACUUUAUUUAUUAUUCUCUUGUGUAUAUAUGUUGACUACUGAUGCUCACAUUAUUAUUUAUACCAUGUUAGGAAAUUCUGCCCUCUUCCUUUCUGAAGCAAUAAAUAACAUAAAAUUAGAAACUC